UCGCAUUUUUUGGAUUUUUUUGUGCUAAACAAUUGUUGGCCUGGUGUAGUACCACCAGUUUGAGAUCUUCCGAUAUUUCACGCAAAUCAAUAAACUCUCCGCCAAUCUCGCGCUACCAGACAUUAGUUAACGUGUUGUUGUUGUUUUUGUUUUAAUAUUAUGUUAACAUUAAUAGAUUAGGCCAGCUGCUGAAAAAAAAAACUGUAAUCAUUCAUGAAAGAAAAAUAACUGCUGUGAAAUCAAAAUUGGACAUAAGAAAAAUCUACAAUUUUUUUUGGAUUUUAAUUUGCAUUUGUUGAAAUAAAACGCGGACAUAAUGGAAACUCAAAAUUCUGCUACUGAUAAACCAUCAAAUGGCGUGAGCAUGGAAAAGACAAACGGCACUACAUCUAAUAUUAAGGGCUCAACAAAGGGAUUGUUUAGUGGUGGAGAAAGUGUGACCUCGAAUGGUGGCACCCAGGUGACCCGCUCUCAGGACUCAUGGGAGGAAGUGACCAUCGAAGUGCCAUGGGGAACUGUACAAGGCAAAUGGUGGGGUAGCCGCAAUAAACAACCCAUUUUGGCUCUACAUGGCUGGCAGGAUAACUGUGGCACAUUUGAUCGCCUCUGUCCCCUGAUGCCACCUGAAAUACCCGUGCUCUGCAUCGAUUUACCCGGUCAUGGCAAAUCAUCACACUAUCCCAAGGGUAUGCAGUAUUUCUUGUUUUGGGAUGGUAUUUGUUUGAUACGUCGCAUUGUGAGAAAAUAUGGCUGGAAACGUGUCACCCUUAUGGGCCACUCAUUGGGCGGUGCCCUGACGUUUAUGUAUGCUGCCAGCUUCCCUGCCGAAGUAGAGAAAUUGAUCAAUUUCGAUAUUGCUGGGCCACCAGUUCGCAGUGUCGAACGCCAAGCCGAGACCACCGGUUGGGCUUUGGAUAAAUUUUUGGACUAUGAAACUUUGCCGGAAACCAAAGUACCUUGUUACUCAUACAGUGAAAUGAAAAAACUUGUCCUAGAUGCCUACGACGGUUCGGUGGAUGAGACCUCAGUGAAAUAUUUAUUAGAACGAGGCAUGGAAGUGGCACCACAGCAUCUCAGUACAGAUGGUUAUCAUUUUUCCCGAGAUUUACGCCUAAAAGUCUCGUUACUCGGCAUGUUUAGGGCCGAACAAGUGUUUGCCUAUGCCAAACGUAUACGCUGUAAAGUUCUCAAUAUUCGCGGUGAUCCUGGCAUGAAAUUUGAAAAUCCCCAAAUUUAUGAUGAGGUCAUCGACAUACUUAAGGAGAACGCUGAACUUGUGAUAUAUAAAAUUGUACCUGGAACUCAUCAUUUGCAUUUGGUGACACCGGAACGUGUGGCACCGCAUGUCAAUGAGUUUUUAUUACAAGCUUAAGUAGUAGUAUUAUAUAAGCUAUCCGAUAAUUUACCAAAAAAAACGAGUGAUGAAAUGAUGUGUACAUUUAUAUAUAUGUGUAUGAUGUACAAUUUAUGUAUCUAUGUGUGUGUAAAAUAUUUAGGAGGCUUGUUUUAGAUUCCAUUAGCAAAUGUAUAUAUGAAUAAGUUGUAUUAUUAUUACAAAAAAAGACAGAUAAAUUAAAAGAUUUAACUGUGAAUAGAAAACACAAAUCAAUAAAAUUGGUUGGAGGCUCUGAAAA
Messenger RNA from Musca domestica (house fly), 1634 nucleotides. RefSeq names its product probable serine hydrolase (gene kraken). The coding region runs from base 317 to 1372 and encodes 351 amino acids. The transcript is spliced from 3 exons. Lineage: Eukaryota; Metazoa; Arthropoda; Insecta; Diptera; Muscidae. The record is from RefSeq and is a predicted model, not a curated record.